This is a messenger RNA of Phragmites australis (common reed), 2219 nucleotides long. RefSeq names its product E2F transcription factor-like E2FE. NCBI's taxonomy places the organism in Eukaryota, Viridiplantae, Streptophyta, Magnoliopsida, Poales, Poaceae. Gene Ontology annotation, molecular function: RNA polymerase II cis-regulatory region sequence-specific DNA binding; DNA-binding transcription factor activity, RNA polymerase II-specific. The transcript has 10 exons. Bases 690 to 2009 code for a protein of 439 amino acids. Gene Ontology annotation, biological process: regulation of transcription by RNA polymerase II. The record is from RefSeq and is a predicted model, not a curated record. Gene Ontology annotation, cellular component: RNA polymerase II transcription regulator complex.
AACAUCAUCCCAACCAAACUCCUUCCGACCAGGCGCGCCCAGACUGGACUCGAAGCGGUUAGGCUACCUUAUUCUAUACAUCAAAACCAAGCUUGAUUGAGCUUAAGCUCGGGCUAACUCACUAGUCUCAAACUUUAUUUUCAACUCUACUCACGCGCCGCGCGUGCUCAGUCCGCACCAUCGCGCCUCCUCCACGUGCCCCUCCUAAACAUAUCCCCGCGCCCAGCUGCCGCGCAAAAUAGCCAAGCCGCGGAGAACUCCCUCCCCGCUCCAAGGCUCCAACCCCCAGCGCGCGACGACGCGAUCACAUCAGCCAAAAACCCCAAAUCCGACGGCCACUACCGCGCACUCACCCGCUCCCCAUCGGCCACGCCGCGCGCGUCCGCAGCUUGAAUUUCAAACUGCCGAAACUCCUUCUGCACGCCAUAGAGCCACGUCGAGCCGAUCUCAAGCGAACCGGCCCGAGCCGCACGGGAGCGGAAAGAGAAUUUUGAAGAGCGGGUGAGUCCGCCACCGCCGCGCCCACCGUCCCGCCUCCUCCCUCCCGCAUCCGCACAGAUCUGUCCAUCUAUAAUACUACCCCAACGGGAAUUCCCUCCUCUCCGAAACUUGCACCACGCGAACGCAAAUCCUGCGGAAUCCUCGCUGGCAUCUCACGCAUAUCGGCGCCGGCGGCAGCGGCGGUGACGAUGUCGAUGGCUGCGUCCUCCUCUUCCGUUGCCGAGAUGGCCGCGGCCGCGGCGGCAGCGGCGGCGAUGACGUCUGCUUUGCCGCAGCAGCAGGCGCGGCCGCGGCCGAUGCUCGCAGGGGGCGGGGGCGCCAAGUGCCGCCACCACGCGUACAGCCGCAAGCAGAAGUCGCUCGGCCUCCUCUGCUCCAACUUUGUGGUUUUGUACAACCGCGAGGACGUGGAGUCCGUCGGGCUGGACGAAGCGGCCAAAAGCCUCGGCGUAGAGAGGCGCCGGAUCUACGACAUUGUCAACGUGCUCGAGAGCGUCGGGAUCCUUACGAAGAAGGCCAAGAAUCGGUACACCUGGAUAGGCUUCGACGGAGUUCCGAUGGCAUUGCGAGAACUCAAGGAGAGGGCGUUUAGAGAGAAGUCUGGCUUGGCUCCUAUGCAAACAGAGCAGCAAUCUCCUGCCAAUAUGUCGGAUGACGAAGAUGAUGAUAAGUUCGGCGAUCCGGAUGGUGACACGGAGAGCGAGAAACUGAGUCAGACUGUGGAGAAUCCUUCUAACAAACCUGGUGCACCCCAUUGCCGGCUUAGAUCUGAUCACAGGAAGGAGAAGUCACUUGGGUUGCUCACACAGAAUUUCGUGAAGCUCUUCCUUACCAUGGAGGUUGACACGAUCUCACUUGAUGAAGCUGCAAAGCUACUCCUUGGAGAAGGCCACGAGGAGACUAAUAUGAGAACUAAAGUUCGGAGAUUAUAUGACAUUGCCAAUGUGCUGUCUUCCUUGAAUCUAAUUGAGAAGAUACAGCAAGCGGACACAAGAAAGCCUGCAUUCCGUUGGUUGGGCAAGGCGGGGAAACCGAAAGCAGAAAAUGGUGUCACAGUUGCUGUACCCCCACCAGGGAAGACUGUAUUGAGCAAACGAAAAUUUGGGACUGAACUCACUAACAUUGACAUGCAUCGAACAAAUCUGGAUUCAACAAUCCAGAAGAAAGCAAAACUGACACAGAGUGGUGGUGACAUCUUGAAGAACUGCAAAUUAGCUGUGCAGAGUCAGCUCGGGCAGUGCAACAGAAGUGGUUUUGUUUAUGGACCUUUCCACCCUGCUGGUGCAAGGAAAGAGGAACAUGAGGGUAAUGAAUCUGGGCAAAGGGAGAGGGCUGAGGACUGGGAGAACCUUUCUGCUUCAUUUCGACCGCAGUACCAGAACCAAGCUCUCAGUGAUCUGUUUGCCCACUAUGUGGAAGCGUGGAAGUCGUGGUAUUCUGAAUUUGCUCAAGGCAGCAACAUCAUGCAGCGACACUUCAGUCAGUCUGCUAUUAAUCAUUUUUUGUAGGCAAAUCAUAAGCUCAAGUGCUGCAGUUAGUGCACGCUUGGGAAUUUGACUGUACAAGUUGUCAAAAGAGGGAGAAAAGCAUGGACAUGACUUGGCCUAGAGUUCGUUGUAUUUACUCAAUGCAGGAUAUCUUUUAGGCUAUUUCAGUCGAAAAAAGAGACUGAAACCCAUCUCAUUAUUAAGUCACCUCUGUGGAUUUUCCAUUGUUCA